Messenger RNA from Apis mellifera (honey bee), 2436 nucleotides. RefSeq lists its product as uncharacterized. The record is from RefSeq and is a predicted model, not a curated record. NCBI's taxonomy places the organism in Eukaryota, Metazoa, Arthropoda, Insecta, Hymenoptera, Apidae. Gene Ontology annotation, biological process: intracellular signal transduction. Bases 428 to 1504 code for a protein of 358 amino acids. The transcript is spliced from 2 exons.
CAUAAUCACACGUAUCCCGGAGAAAUUUAUCGCUCGUCUAUCCCAACUUCAAGCCUCGUCGCGUAAUUUAUUAUCAUAAGCGCAUUAACAUAACCUCAUCCGAUUUUUAAAAAAUUCGUGUUAAUUGCCAAUACAACAACAAAGCGUUAACGAGCGUUCGUCUAUCACGAAGGUGUGCAAAACUUUUUACACGAAUCCAGUUUCACGAAACCACCACCCUUCACGAUCGAACGAAGGUGAAGCCCUUGGAAUAUACUUAUUUAACGUCUAAUCGAAUUAACCCUCUCUUUCUCUCUCUCUCUUUUUUCUUUCUCUCUCUCUCUCGUUUCCACGGCUGUUCGUUUCAACGGCCGUCAUUCAGAAGCGUAGAAUGGUAACGACGUAGUCGUUCCUCUCAAAUCUCGAACGUUGACGGAAGAUCAGGUGCAUGUCGAUUGUAGAGAUUUACAAUCAUCAAGUAGAGGCGAUGGAGGUGUUGAUCGACUGCUACUUCGACAGGUUGUUCUCGGAAAUGGAUCGAAGUUGUCUGGCCUCUCGAUACAAACGUCGCGAGAUGGUCGGCUAUUUCUCGGACGUGAUUAAUAGCUGUUCGCAAGCUGAGAACCUAGACAAGCAAGACGUCUGCGAGAGGAUAGUGAUGUCCGCCCUCCGCUAUCACAACAUAGCAAUGAUGGAGAACGGAUACGUGUGCCUCCUGGGCAAGUUCCACAACGUUCUCUACGUGGCGGCCAAACUCUGCUUCGAUUGGAACUUGGACAACAACGAGAUCGUGUCCCGUUUGCUCAACGACAUCUUCUACUGCGAGAAAACGUUCGAGCGUAUCCUCGUGGGCGCUAUUUUCGGCACUCGCGUCACUCACUUCCUGUCCGGGUGGAAGAGCGACUUCGAGGACCGCGAGGAGAACCUUCGCGCCCUCAUGUACUUCUUGCGCCACGCCACCCUGGGCAAACUCGAGUACCGUUGCGCCUGUUCCCCCGUCAAACGACGAUUCAUCGACGUUCCCAUGGAAUCUUACGGCCAGGUGUCGCCUUUCAGGGUGGCCAUCCAACACGGCUCGCCGGACAUCCUUCUGAUCAUGCUCCGUUACGGCGCCUCGGUCGAAUGCGACAAACUCGCCCCUACUCCCCUCGAGAUACUGCUGAGCAAGCUGAGCGAAUACGACGCCCGACCAGGAGGCCAGCAGGGGAACGCGUACCCGGAACACUUGCUCCUCUGCCUGAGAUUAGUGCUGAGGACCGUGACGACCGGUUUCGUGAAGACGCCCGAAUACAUUGCCGAGCAGAGCGGUGUGUUCAGCGUUUCCGUUUACGAACAGUAUCCGACUCUGGUCGAGCAGAAGCUCGUGCCGCCCGAGAGGAGCGGCCUUCGCCCCCCCGAAUUGAGACAUCUUUGCCGGUGCCGGAUCAGGGAGGCACUGUUCGAGAAUUGGGCGUUGCCGCACGGGAUACAGCAACUUCAGAUACCCGAGUCGUUGAGGAGUUACUUGGACCUGCUUCGAGACUGAGAUUCGAAAAUCUUUCAGGGAUUUGAAUUACGGUUCGGUUGUCGAGUCGCGCGUAUUUUUCGCGGAGGAGGAUAUUUUUUUCAUUGAGGCGAAAGGUGAAAGUUUGGGAGGAAUAUAGGCGGUGUAGGAGAAUCACGUGAAAUAAAAUUAUAUCGACUGUGAAAUCGGGGGCCUUAAAUAAUCGAUUCGAAUAUCGAGUAAAUUGAUUAGAUGUUUGUAAAGUGAUUCGUUAUCUUUACAGAUUUUUACGGAUGAAUCUGUAUCUGUAUGAAUAUUUCGUUUAAGAUAAAUAUUGUGUGAUACGUGAUAAAAAUUAUAUAUAUAUUUAUGUAUAUGUUAUUAUUAUAAUAAUGCGUGAUUUAUUACAAUUAGAUCCUCCUUUCUCAUCUUUUUCAAGUAAUAUUAAUUUUAUUGAUAUAACGUGAAAUUUUAUUAAAUCAGGAUUUAAUAAAAUCCUUUUUAAGAAGGAAAUUUUCUUCAACUUCUUGAAGAACAAAAAUUUAAUCACAGCAUAAGAAAUAAAUUUACUUGGAGAAAGAAAAUAAUAUAUAUAAUCAUAGACAGUUUCCAUGAGUAACGUUUAAAGUUUGAAGAUGAAAUCAAACGAAGUAUAGUGUAGCCUAAAUGUUAAAACAUAAACUUGUUCAUAACUUUGAAUGCAAUUUCUUUUAGACAACGUUUGAACUAUUGUAUACCAGUUAUCAACUUGUUGAUCGAACUAGUUCUAUAUAAUAGAGUGAUCGUAUAAAUUUCGAUGUUGGUGAAUCGAGUUUUCCAUGUAAUAUUUUACACGUGAUAUUUUAUACUGGAUCUAUGAUAGAACGUACAUAUAUAUAUAUAUACACACGUUCAUGACAGCGCAGAAUGUUCAAUUAUUCAAACGAUCGAAUUGUAACAAUAUGGACAGAAAUAGAAAUAAUAUAUAAUGUAAA